UACACGACAUAACCGGAAGUGUGCAGCAAUGUAUUUCAGCAUGUUGCAACUAUAGCGUAAGUUCUUUGAGCUGUAAGUGAUAAGUUCAUUAUACGAUCUAGCUUGUUGUUCAUGUUUGGUCGUUGAUCGUGAUGGAUUACAAGAGAAGAGACAAAAGGUCUCCUGUUCGCGAUGGCGAAGUUAAAAUUAAACAGGAAAAGCUCAGUCCUGCUAGGCCUCGGAAAUCCCGCCGCUCGAGUUCGGGCUCAGACCGCAGCAGUACGAGUCCUCCGCCUAGGAGACGCGAGCACAGAUCACCCGUCAGGGAGAAGGACAGGUCUCCUGGGAGAAGAGAGCGCUUGUCGGGUCGGCAUGUGGACAGAUCAGCCCGGGACAGGAGGAGUCGGAGUCCACCACACGGAGCUGAGAACAGGAUAAACAGGGAACAAGAGGACCAUAAUGGAAGAGGAAAUAAGUUAGAUGAGCGACGUGUGAAAAGGGAAGAGCAGCGGCUUCACCAACGAGACCGUGAAAGAGGCAAGGAGAGGCACAGAGACAGGUCUCGAGAACGCGACUCGCGUCUGUACCAGCAGCAGCAAGCGGAACGGGAGCAGCACAACGAGCAUCGCAGAGAAAACCGUCAGAGGCAGGAGGCGAGAGAUGGAAGCGAGACACGUUCCUUUGGUGGUCAAAAUGAAGAGGAGGAAGCUCCUGCUGCUGAGAAAGAGAUGCCCAACUUUGAACUCUCAGGUGCUCUGGUGGAAGAUACCAACACGUACAAAGGGGUGGUGAUUAAAUAUAAUGAGCCUCCCGAGGCCAGAAUUCCUAAAAGGAGGUGGCGAUUGUAUCCCUUCAAAAAUGAUGAGCCACUUCCUGUGAUGUACAUCCACAGGCAGAGUGCUUAUCUGCUUGGAAGGCAAAGGAAGAUAGCUGACAUACCUAUUGAUCAUCCAUCCUGUUCCAAACAGCAUGCUGUAUUUCAAUACAGAUUAGCAGAGUUCACCCGAGCAGAUGGUACCACUGGCAGGAGAGUGAAACCCUACAUCAUCGACCUUGCUUCUGGUAACGGCACAUAUCUGAACAAUCAGCGUAUAGAACCGCAGCGCUACUAUGAACUCAAGGAGAAGGAUGUGCUGAAAUUUGGCUUCAGUAGCCGCGAGUAUGUUCUCCUGCAUGAGUUUUCCGAUACAGCAGAGGUCGACGCUAAGAAGGACGAGGAUGAUGAGGACGAAGGCCUUGAUGAAUAGUCAUUGCACAGUAUACCAAAGUACUUUUGUUUAAAUGGACCUUUACAAAGAGCUCCGACUGUACAGACUCCAUCGCUGUGAUAGACCCUGAUGUUGAUGGGUUUUUAUGGUUUUGAUGUGACCAUUAUUUUGAAAAUGAGAUUUAUCAAGAGAAACAGUGAUGGCCUUUGGCCUGGCGGCUUCUGUGUAUAGAUCUAUUCUCAGAUGGACAGCAUAAGCAUUCUAUCAGACAUCUUUGUGUUGUCUGGUACUGCCCAUUGUAGUCCCUUUAUCCCAAGUGCUCAAUGCGAGAACAAAUAUAUAUUUUGGAUAAUUUUUUGCCAAUUAAUGUCUAGAUUCUGUAAAUAUCCUGGAUGUCGUCCUUGUUUAUUUUAGUUUAUAAGUUUUAAUAAUUAUAAAAAUAGAUAUUUCUAGUUUGCAGACAUAAUAGCGACAUUGUUUAUUAUUGUUCUACUUUAAGGUAAUGACACUUUUUCUUUCAAGUAAUAAGUUGUGUAAUAUUCUGCGUUUUAGAUGUUUUGUAUUGUAAAAUAAAAAACAG
This is a messenger RNA of Clarias gariepinus (North African catfish), 1767 nucleotides long. RefSeq names its product Smad nuclear interacting protein (gene snip1). NCBI's taxonomy places the organism in Eukaryota, Metazoa, Chordata, Actinopteri, Siluriformes, Clariidae. The transcript has 4 exons. The coding region runs from base 132 to 1226 and encodes 364 amino acids. Gene Ontology annotation, molecular function: protein binding; mRNA binding. Gene Ontology annotation, cellular component: nucleus. Gene Ontology annotation, biological process: miRNA processing. The record is from RefSeq and is a predicted model, not a curated record.